CUACUUAAAAAUCAAAAAAAAAAUCCAUCUAACUUUUCUUCGUAAAGGUAUUUAUAAAACGAGUAAGAAACCUAGAAACUUCAUCUCAUUUAGGUCAAAAUCUUAUAAUGACCAAAACAACGAUCGAAUCAAUGAGUCUAUGCUUAUACAAUUACAAUAUUAGCAAUUUUCAUAUAUAGAUUAAUUACUAUAAAACCAAAAGUCACACCAUGCUUUUUGCUUUGACAAGCUUUCUUAUCUUCAUUCACAUGCAUCUCCUACCUCUUUCUCUUAGUGUUGACUUUUAAUAACCCCAAUAUGCUUCGGUUUCCAUGUCUUAUAAUUAAAUAGCUGACCAAAACCUCUCUAUAAAUUCUCUUCUUCCUCCUCUAAAACCCAUCAAACCGCAGCCGCCAUGAACGCCUUCCAACCGCCGCCGCCGACGCCGGAUUACAACGGCCUGCUCGGUCCUGACGAUACAGGAGGAUUCAGAUACGGGAUUGGAGUCUCCAUCGGAGUGCUUCUCCUCAUCACAACCAUCACCCUCGCCUCUUACUUCUGCGCACGUAACCAGCACUCUUCAGAAACAGAUCAAGAUUCAACACAUGUCCAUCACCACCACCAUGUCAUCAUUGACGUUGUCCCAGGUCUGGACGAGGACACCAUUCAAAGCUACCCGAAGAUCCUCUACUCGGAAGCGAAGAGAAGCUCCACGUCGUCGUGUUGUCCCAUUUGCUUAGGAGACUACAAGGGGAAUCAUCUGCUGCGGCAACUACCAGAUUGCAAACACCUCUUCCACCUCAAAUGUAUCGACACGUGGCUUAGACUCAAUCCUACGUGUCCUGUCUGCAGGACUUCGCCGCUUCCUACUCCUCUCCCCACUCCCCUCGCCGAGAUUGUUCCCUUAGCCUCCUCCGUCGCCACCACCAGGAUGUCAUGAUUAUUUUAUUAUACUCCGAAGCCAAAAGUAGUGUUCAUGAUAUAUAUAUAUCUUCUUGAAUUUUUCUUUAUUUCCUUGUAAAGUUUUCAUUUUUGUUCACUAAUUUGAUCAUCGUAUAUAUUCUUUGAAACCAAAGAUUUGUAAAAGGAAGAAAACUAAGGGUAAUUUUACAAUUUUGUUGGAUAGGCUGCUUUGGUUUUUGUUUUAUUUGGUAAACAAGUUGAAUUCUAUGCCAUGAAAGAAUAAUGAAAGUCGUUUUGAAAUAUGUUU
Molecule: messenger RNA, 1189 nt
Organism: Brassica napus (rape)
Lineage: Eukaryota; Viridiplantae; Streptophyta; Magnoliopsida; Brassicales; Brassicaceae
Product: RING-H2 finger protein ATL70-like
Exons: 1
Coding region: 395-919 (174 amino acids)
Biological process (GO): protein ubiquitination
Molecular function (GO): transferase activity
Source: RefSeq, a predicted model, not a curated record